UCCCCGACCCCAACACAUACACUCUUGAUCUCAGAGAGGCCCUAGGCUCCCCUCAGCCCAACCCUGGGUCGCCACUCCAGGGAGCUUCCCUGUACGGUGCGGCCGAGCGUUCCGCCCCACACCCGCACGUGCGGAACCAGAGGCCUUUCGGACUCCGGGGAGCGGGAAGAUGAAGGCGAAGGCCGCCACGUCUGCGACCCAGCCCGGGCCUGUCCGGAAGGUCGCUCGGAAAAAGGCCAGUAAGAGGUUCCAGAAGCGCAAAGCGGCAGGAGGAAGGGGGACUCCGGGAAGUCACCCCGCAGUAGUCGCGGGCCGACCGCCCAAGGCUCCAGAGGACUUUUCUUACAAUUGGAAAACGCUGCAAGAGCUACUGAAACAAAAGUCACCGGCCCCAGAGAAACGGCUCCUCUCCCAGACGGACGCCAAAAAGCAGCCCCAUGGUACCCAGCAGAAGAGAUCAAAGGGGGACCAGGAGACUGCCCAGGAUGCACCUAAGAUGGACAGGCAGAAACUGGCACCUCCCACAAAGACCUCCAGAACAGAGCAGAAGAAAGGAGCCAAGAAGAGGAAACAUGGUGACAUUUCUUCUGAGCAAGUGGAUGUCAAGCAGAAGCAGGGCACCAAGGGGGCAGCUCUGGUCUUGGCUUCGUCCACACCCACUGAGGAAGACAUCUGGUUUGAUGACGUGGACCCCAAAGAUAUUGAGGCUGCCAUAGGCCCAGAGGCAGCCAGGCUGGUACGGAAGCGGCUGGGGCAGAAGGAGAGCAGCAUCUCCCUGGUGAAGGAACAGGCUUUCAACGGCCUAACAAAAGCCUUGGCCCUGGAUUGUGAGAUGGUGGGCGUGGGCCCCAAGGGGGAGGAGAGCAUCGUGGCCCGUGUGUCCAUCGUGAACCAGUAUGGGAAGUGUGUUUAUGACAAGUACGUCAAGUCGACUGAGCCCGUGACAGACUACCGGACAGCGGUCAGUGGGAUACGGCCUGAGAACCUCAAGCAGGGAGAAGAAUUUGAAGUCGUGAAGAGGGAAGUGGCAGAAAUGCUGAGGGACAGAAUCCUGGUGGGGCAUGCUCUGCACAAUGAUCUGAAGGUAUUGUUCCUUGAUCAUCCAAAAAAGAAAAUGAGGGACACCCAGAAAUACAAGCCUUUCAAGAAACAAGUUAAGAGUGGAAGACCAUCUCUGAAAAAGCUCUCUGAGAAGAUUCUGGGGAUCAGGGUCCAACAGGCAGAACACUGUUCGGUCCAGGAUGCCCAGGCAGCGAUGAGGCUGUACGUCAUGGUGAGGCGGGAGUGGGAGAGCAUCGCUGGAGCCCGGAGGCCCCCGGCCAGCACCCAAGGCCAUCGCAAGGAGCGUGCUUAGCUUAGCACCACCCUGCUGCCAUUGUUGCGCUCCCCAUCUGUCCGGCUCCUCCCCAUCCUGCUCCUCCCUGUCCUGCUCCUCCCCUUGUGCCUCAGUCUAAUGGCAGUUGGGACUGGCUCACGGAUGCCAGUCAAGUGUCUAAAGAGGGGCCUCUCAUGGGCAUUUUCAGAGCCGUGGCUCUAGGAGUGUACUGUGUAAGCUGCUCCUGGAACACCUCCCGGACUCUGCUGCCAGAGGCCCUGUGUGUCCAGGUAGACUGGGCAGGGGGGUUGCAGGGAAGAAGCCAGCUGUGUGUUGUGGGUGGAGAGAGGCAGGCAUCAGGACGAGCGUGCUGGUGAAUCUGCACCUGCUGACCGUCAGGAAGGUGGCCCCUGCUGCCAUCUCUGACAGUAAACUUGGGUGGAUUCAGCCUGAGUGCUCAGCACCUUCCCCUAAGAAGCUCCUUUUCUUGUGGAUGAGGGUUAAGUUCUGCAGGCCUUGAAGGACCCGGGUACCCUUGGUCAGCUACUAACACAGCUGGCCAGCACAGCACCUGCCUCCUUGGGGACCUCCUUACAGACACGGGGACUUGAGGAGUGACUUGGGAGUCCCUUUCUUGCUCCUGUGUACUUUCCUUGGCUCAGAGUUGGCUGGGUGGCCAACCUCCCACAUGGACCUUUUCACAGUCUAUGAUGUGAGACUUGUGGCCACAGGUGAACCUGAGCUAUGUGAGCAGAAGGCUGAGGGUCCGCUAGGAACCUGUCCAAAGUGGCCAGUCACCGUGACCAGUGAACACAGCCCAAGGCUUAAAUGAGCCCACCUCACAGCUGUAGAACAGAUACACCCACUUAGAUAACAGCAGAUGGUUGCUUUACAUGGGGCUGUGGACUGGGAUGUGGCCCAGAGAGCACUUACUCAGCGCACGGAAGGCCCUGGGUUAGUCCCUAGCACUGCAAAAAAUAAAUGGAUGGACAGAU
Molecule: messenger RNA, 2310 nt
Organism: Nannospalax galili (Upper Galilee mountains blind mole rat)
Lineage: Eukaryota; Metazoa; Chordata; Mammalia; Rodentia; Spalacidae
Gene: Rexo4
Product: REX4 homolog, 3'-5' exonuclease
Exons: 9
Coding region: 170-1354 (394 amino acids)
Biological process (GO): DNA catabolic process; rRNA processing
Cellular component (GO): nucleus
Molecular function (GO): 3'-5' exonuclease activity; nucleic acid binding
Source: RefSeq, a predicted model, not a curated record